AUGCAAGCUUCUUCGCACAGAACAAUAAAAAAUGUCUCGAUCGCAUUUCAAAGGUUAAAUACAAAUCAGCUGGUCACCCUUAUCGUUGACUCAAAACCAUUGUCCGUCUUCUGCCACGUGGAAAAUUUUGGCUGUGGAAGAGGAGGUUGGACACCAGUAAUGAAGAUUGAUGGAAACAAGGUAACUUUUCGUUAUGACUCAGAGUAUUGGGUCGAUAAGAACACCUUCAAACUUGGUGGAGGAAAGACUGGGUUUGAUUCACAGGAAACUAAAUUACCGACGUACUGGAACACACCUUUCUCUAAAAUUUGCCUCGGUAUGAAGAACGGCCAGAACAAAACAUUUAUUGGGAUGAACAAACAGGCCGAGUCUCUGUACUCACUGAUAGCUGAUGGGAAUUACCGCAAUACGUCACUGGGACGUACCACGCGGAAGAACCUGAUUGGUUCAGAUGCAUCUUUGCAACGGAAUUGUAACAUGGAAGGAUUUAAUGCAGUGAGUAAAGAUAGAAAUUUUGCGAAGGCCAGAAUCGGUAUCAUUGGCAACAACGAAGAGAAUUGUGAUUCUAGUGACUCCUGGAUUGGGUUUGGUACAGGAGUGGUUUAUAAUGAAAAUUUAACUUGUGGUAACUAUGCACUAGCCAACCCAGAUAAUGGUGACAAAACCAUAGGCACCAUGGGAUACAUCCUCGUGCAGUGACCCUAGGUUAGGAGAAUCCAACGGAUGUGGAACUUGGACUUUGAUUCACCAUUCUUACAAAUUGUUCUAAAUGACGUCACUAUAGCCAUUUGCACAAAUUACGCCAUACUUAAACUGAAAACAGCUUUCUGAAGAGAAGUGCGAUACCAAAUUUAGUAGUUUAAGGAUUUGUUUCUCCGCUCAGGAUCAUAGCAGAGAUCGAAGAAGUUGCAUUAUCAGGGAUUUUUUGAAGACGUUUUUUUAUGUCAAAUACAGUAACGUUUCGUGGUUCGAAAUUGUUAGAACAUCUAUGGUUACCACAAGCUGCGUAAAAACUGAAAGCUUAUGUAUUCUUUAAAUUGUGUAAAAUUUGAUGCUUUUCAUUAAGACAAUCAAUCAAAUGCGACUGUAAUUCAAAUCAUUCGAUACAGUUUAAAGAUGUGAUAAAUUUGCGAUAUUUGAAAAUAACUCACCUAUGUUUAACCUAAUAGAAAGUGCACGAAAAUUAUAUCGUUAUAACAGUGCAGUCGACAUUUUUGUUUCGUUUACUAGAAACGAAACGAGUUUAUUUUGGCUGCAAGGUGAACUGUUCACUUAGUGGGGUAGAGUGGCUAAUCGAAAUGAAGUUUUUAAUUAAUAAUGUAAACAACUUCAAGCUGGAAAGAAGCUCUGAAAUCUCUGACGAAGGGCUAACGCUCCAAACGUCAGCUUUACAAACUCUUUACGGUGGCUAGUUUCUAUCAUCAACUCAGUUGAUAAAGCCAAAUUAACCUUGAAAAACAAACUUAUGAACACACGAUCUUAAGAGAUCGCAAAAAAUAUAUGAAAUGAUAACAGAAGGAAAGCCAAUGUAUCACAAAUAAAAACUUUUGACGAUUUAGUGAUUUUAAGUUGAUCGAAGCUUUAUCUUUGUCGAGCAAUGCAGUAUUGUCUUUUAAUUGGUAACGUCUUGACAUCGAACCAAGCAAUAAACCAUUGCAACUGAACCUUUAAGUUCAGUGACUUUUACUUGCAUACUGAUAUUACAUGAAAGCGUGUUUACAACAAAAAGUAACUUUCUAAACAUCCUCCAUAACUCGUACACUGUGUAACAGAAUGAGUAUUAUGGGAGGCCUGUGGUCAAGAAGCGAUGUAACAUGUAAACUAUUAGAAAUCAAGAGAUCAAGAGCUGGUAAAUUUCUCCUAGAUAAAUCUUCUAGCUUAAGGAAUAUGCUGCUCUUUUUCCUAACAUGUAGAUGGGAACACCACGACAUAAAUAUAUUCAAGAAUAUCUCUCUGUUAAGUAAAGACUGGCCACCCUUUUUUGUUCGUGUAUUUUGAGUCACCAAACCACAUCUUCGUUCCCAAGGUCCACUCAAUCAAAUGUUUCUUCAUUCGGAUCAUUAUUGAGCUCAUCUUCGUUUCCAUAGUAAUCAAAUCCACG
Pocillopora damicornis (cauliflower coral) is the source of this 2101-nucleotide messenger RNA. RefSeq lists its product as uncharacterized. NCBI's taxonomy places the organism in Eukaryota, Metazoa, Cnidaria, Anthozoa, Scleractinia, Pocilloporidae. The record is from RefSeq and is a predicted model, not a curated record.